AUGUUUGUUUCCUCUUGGUCUCCCGAGUUUACUCCUGAUUCUCCUCCACUAACCUCAGCAGAUGUUGCUGUCGAGCUUCGUGGCGUCCCGUAUCUACUUUUCAACAAGGAGAGCUUGUGUAGAAUUGCUACCGCAGUAGGAACCCCUGUUGCUAUGGCUCCAGAAACAGAAAGAAAAGAAAAUUUUGAGGUUGUUAAGUUGAUGGUUCGCGUUAAUCUACAUAAAGAGCUGCCUAGUAAGAUCAUCUCUGGUUUCUCCAAUGGUCGCGAGGUCGAAAUCACUGUUACUUAUCCUUGGCUACCACUGCAAUCCCAAGGCUGUAAACAAUUUGGCUAUUCCGAUCUCAGAUGUCCUGUUAAGCAUCUGGUUCACCCACCUAACACACGUUCGCGAAAGUCUAGGACCAGUAGGAGUCGUACUCCACUUCCGAGGGAUUCAACAGGGUUUAAAACCCAUACUCGAAAAGGUCGCUCUUGGAGACCAAUCAAGAAAAUUAUUCCUUUAGUUUCCGAUGAAAGUGAUGGGUUCCAGGCGGAUAUUCUACUGAAAUCUCCUGGAGCCGACACUGACGCUUUGACGUCGAUUGCUUCCUCGAGUCAGGGUGUUGUUUUAGAGUCUGAGAAGGUUGAGAGUGUUGUGGGAGUAGUGCAGGAAGUAGUUGUUGAAUAUGAGAAAUCUGCAAACAAGUCUGACACUUCUUCUAAUAUUGUGGCAGAGGCUGGUGGUGUGGUUGUGGUCCACGAAUUACAGGAUCAUGACUUGGGGAUUGUGUCGACUCCAAAUCCAUCAGAAUGUGGUUCUCUUCAGGAUUCUAUGCCAAUGGUAGUUAACUCUAUGGUUUGUGGUUCAGCAGUUGGUUCCGCUGUUGUUGAAGAAGAAGAACAACCUUUUAUUCUGGUUUCCUGCCGGAAGGGUGGUCGCAGGACCACCAAGUUACAUUAA
This is a messenger RNA of Arabidopsis lyrata subsp. lyrata, 942 nucleotides long. RefSeq lists its product as uncharacterized. The transcript has a single exon. The record is from RefSeq and is a predicted model, not a curated record. NCBI's taxonomy places the organism in Eukaryota, Viridiplantae, Streptophyta, Magnoliopsida, Brassicales, Brassicaceae. Bases 1 to 942 code for a protein of 313 amino acids.